Messenger RNA from Chroicocephalus ridibundus (black-headed gull), 1628 nucleotides. It is a transcript of the gene GPR152, whose product is annotated as G protein-coupled receptor 152. The transcript is spliced from 3 exons. Bases 27 to 1628 code for a protein of 533 amino acids. Gene Ontology annotation, molecular function: G protein-coupled receptor activity. Gene Ontology annotation, cellular component: membrane. Lineage: Eukaryota; Metazoa; Chordata; Aves; Charadriiformes; Laridae. Gene Ontology annotation, biological process: G protein-coupled receptor signaling pathway. The record is from RefSeq and is a predicted model, not a curated record.
CGCCAUUAAGAACCGCAGCCCGGGCGAUGGAGCCAUGGAACGCCACGCUGUCCCCUACCCUGUCCCCCACCCUGUCCCCAUGGAUCCCCGGCACCCUGAUGUGGGACGGCCAGCUGAUGGUGGCCUGCGCGGCGCUGGGGUUGCCGGCCAACGCCUUCACCCUCUGGCUAACGGGCUGGCGCCUGCGGUGCCGAGGACUGGCCACCUUCAUCUUCAGCCUGGCCACCUCCGACUUCCUCUUCCUGGCCAACUCCCUCUUGCAGAUCUGGUCGGUGGCCCACGGCCACAUAUGGGUGCUGGGCACCCACCUCUGCCGCCUCCACAAGUUUCUCUACGGUUUGGGCUACUACAGCGGGCUCUUCUUACUAGCCACCAUCAGCCUGGACCGCUGCCUCUUGGUGGCCACCCCGCUCUGGUACCGGUGCCGGCGACCGGCCCGUUUACCGGCGGCGUUGUGCCUGGGCUCGUGGCUAGUGGCGGGGGUUUGCAGCUUGCCCGACGCGGCCUUGUCGGCAGCCGAGGAGGUGAUGGCCGGCCUGGAGGUGUGCCGUAGCCGGAGAGGGAGCUGGGAGGUCCCCAUGCGGUGGCUGGAGGUGGUGGUGGAAGGGCUACUGCCCUUCGGGGUGGUGGUGACGUGCCACGGAGCCGCCCUGCUGCUGGCCCGCUGGCGGCGUGGCCACGGUGGCCGCCCGCCGGCCCGUUUCCAGCGCAUCGUGGCGGCCACCCUGAGCGCCUACGUGCUGCUGCAUCUGCCCUUCCAGGUCACCCAGCUGCUGCAGCUGGUUGUCCCCAAGCCCCCCGGCCACCUCCUCUACCUGCUGGGGCUGGCCUUCAACCUGGGCAGCUGCCUCAACCCCUGCCUCUACCUGCUGCUGGGCACCCGCGCCGGCCACCGCCUGGCCCGCCUGCCACCCGCCCUGCUGGCCCGCCUGUCACCCGCCCUCAUGGCCCGCCUGCCACCCGCCGCCCUCGCCCACGUGCCACCCGCCACCGUCAGCCCUGUGCCACCCGCCCCCCCCGCCCACGUGGCGCUCACCACGCUCCCCUCUGUGCCACCCUCUCCUGCCAACCCGGUGCCACCCGCCGCCAUCACCCCUGUCCCUGUGCCACCCACCACCAUUACCCCCGUGUCACCCACUGCCAUCACCCCUGUGCCACCCACUGCCAUCACCCCUGUGCCACCCACCACUGUCACCACUGUCCCACCUUCCACUGUCACCCCUGUGCCACCCACCACAGUCACCCUGGGGCCACCCACUGCCAUCACCCCUGUGCCACCCACCACUGUCACCCCUGUGUCACCCACUGCUGUCACCACUGUGCCAUCUGCUGCCAUCAGCCCUGUGCCACCCACCACCAUUACCCCCAUGUCACCCACUGCCAUCACCCCUGUGCCACCCACCACUGUCACCACUGUUCCACCUUCCACUGUCACCCCUGUGCCACCCACCACGGUCACCCUGGGGCCACCCACUGCCAUCGCCCCUGUGCCAUCUGCCGCCAUCACCCCUGUGCCACCCACCACUGUCACCCCUGUGCCAUCUGCUGCCAUCACCCCUGAGCCACCCACUGCUGUCACCCACCCGUCAUCCGAGGCGCCCGUGGUGUCCCCACCUGCAGGUCCAUGA